AGGCACACAAGAAGCUGCUUUAUUCCAGGGCAGACACUUUGUGCAGCCAGCCAAGCCUUGCCUAUCCUCCUCCUUUGAGGUAGAUUUAAAAUUCCAAACAGUGAAAAUCAAAUCAAUCAAAUCAAAAACCUCGCCCAUUAAGUAGGGCACACUUUUCUUCAGCUCAGUGGAAAGUGCAGAGGACAGUUGUUUGUGCAUUCAGUUGGACUGAAGAUGGCAGUUAACUGCACUUUGAAACUGAGCUGAAGGUGGCAGUUGCCCACACUUUCAACUGAACCAAGGAUUCUGUGUCCCAGGGCUACUGUUGCCACUGGGCAUCUUCAGGCAGACCCCCAGACCUUGGCCCUCCUCUAAAUUCCCACCCACAAAACGUCCCUCUCAAUUUCCAUUUUGGAGACCCCAAUGUGAUGCUGGAAUUCCCCUUACAGAGGCAGUAUAUUGCUUUAUGACAGAAUUGGAAAAACAAAUAGCCUAACAUUGUGAAGACAGUUUUUACACAUUCCCAAGUGUUUGUGGAUCAAUAAUGAUUAUCUCCAGUGCACUUAGAGGUAUGGACAGAGAAGCAGACCCAUUUCAUCCUCCAUGCAGAAUCCACAAGACUGAAUUUGGUCUGCUGCCCAUCUACUUUGGAAGUCUAGGAUUUUGUUACAUGCUGGUAUUCAUUUGUAUGCUAUUUCUUCAAUGGAGGAAAGGAAUCCAGCAGAAGCGACGUGCAAAAGCCUGGGUGAAACAGCUGAAAACGGAAUCGUAUUUCCAGCGCGCAUUGGCUCACAAGGAAGCCGAGCCUGGAAAUAAAGCAGAAGCCUGCAGUCCCGAGUCUGAUAGCAUCCGAAAACCACAAGACAGCUUCUCGGCCAGUGAGAUCACCAUAGAUAGCAGUGGCGAUUCCAUCCCAUCAGCUCAAGAGCCGUACAAGCCAGUGUUUCAGGAAAUACCAUGCACCUGCGUGCUCUCUCACAUGCCGCCACUGCUUGAGCAUUCAGCUUCUUACCCUUGCUCGAGUAUCCGAACCAAAAGCAUGCCAUUCAACUCCCCUCUGAAAUCUGCCACGUUGACAAAGGAGGCAUACAAUCUCUGUAGCAGCAUCUCUGCCUAGCAGUAAGAUGAACCAGCAAGUCUUCAUGAUUUUAAUUGUACCCCAAAUAAAGACCAGA
This is a messenger RNA of Podarcis muralis (Common wall lizard), 1154 nucleotides long. Lineage: Eukaryota; Metazoa; Chordata; Lepidosauria; Squamata; Lacertidae. The record is from RefSeq and is a predicted model, not a curated record.